UAUCAUAGUGAAUUCAAAUUUUUUUGUAUGUAGAUAAUUUACUACUAUAAUUUAAAAAUAAUUGAAUGUUUACAUUUCUAACCUUGGUAAUAUAUUUGAGUGGGCAAUACUUUUAUUGUUAUAAGAGGAGGGGUUUACUGAGGCAUUGACUUAUUGAGAUAUUAAGACUGAUGUAAAAAAAAAAUGUUUUCUAUUUAAAAGCAAAAAUUAAAAUGAAUAAUAAUAAUUUAUAGUACUUGAUUGUCAUUUCACUUUAUCAGUGUCUGUGUAUGACAGGAAGUAUAAAAUUUUGAUAAUUCUUUAAAAAUAAAAUGAUAUAAUUUAACCUACUUAAAGGGUAAAUUUAAUCUCGUUAAGUUCAAACUACCUACACAAUGAAUGGUUAACUCACCAGAUACUGUAUUGCGGUUUAAGCAUUCGCUUCUAUGCUCUCAAGGCAAAAUGGACUCUUUGUACUUAGUUACAUUACACUUAAUUAUCUAUGUAUGUUCAACACAUGGUGUACCUAUUGAUGAUGAUCAAGCACUAAAACCAUGUCCAAAAAUUACACCUUUCAAAAAAGUCAACAUCGAUCAGUUAUUGGGAAAAUGGUUUUUGGCUAUAAUGGUGAUAGAAUCAGAACAUGAAGAAUUUGUUGAAGAUGGUGUUUGUAUUCAUGGUGAACUUUUGCGAUAUAAUAAAACCACAUUGAGACAAGUAUGGAACAUUGAUAAUCCAUUAUUAAUUGGUGACCACAGUGCUGUUAUUGAAUUGCCAACAAUAGAAAAUGAAGUAGGAAUUUGGUCAAUACAAAGUCCACUAGGAGGAGAAAUAACUGCAACUAUAAUUGAUGCAGAUCCUGACGCACAUUUGAUAUUGGCGUUUUGUGGUAAAAAAGGAUCAGACUCAUUACACAUGUGGACUGUAGUAGUAACACGUCAAAACGGAAUUGCAGCACCAGAAACCUUAAAAUUAUCAGCCAUUUUAGUCAAACACGGUUAUAAUCCAAUGGCAAGUAAAAUUAUAAGCUGGAAAAAUUGUCCGAUUUAUACCAUGAUACCUUGAUAAUCUUAACAGUUAUUUUGUAUGAUAUAAACUAAUAGUAAAAUAAAUAAAAAUACAGAAUUAUACAA
Aphis gossypii (cotton aphid) is the source of this 1112-nucleotide messenger RNA. RefSeq lists its product as uncharacterized. Lineage: Eukaryota; Metazoa; Arthropoda; Insecta; Hemiptera; Aphididae. Bases 379 to 1044 code for a protein of 221 amino acids. The transcript has 3 exons. The record is from RefSeq and is a predicted model, not a curated record.